This is a messenger RNA of Marchantia polymorpha subsp. ruderalis, 6211 nucleotides long. NCBI's taxonomy places the organism in Eukaryota, Viridiplantae, Streptophyta, Marchantiopsida, Marchantiales, Marchantiaceae. The record is from the annotation of a GenBank genome assembly.
ACAGUCUAAACCCUAGGAAAGAACACGGUUGGCGCUGUUGCCAUUCACCACUGCCCUUAAUAGCAAAACCAGGAGGAGAUGACUUUCGAAAUCGCUGGCUAGAUCGUCCUUUGAACAGUCGGCGACGUAUGGAUCACAUGGCAAGAAAUCUGAUUAGUACCUACGGUAGUUCCAAGGAUGGUUAAAUGAAUAAAUCGUCGCCGAACUGUAAAGAAUUUGAACUGAGAAAAUUGAGAGAAUUCUAGCUGUAUGAGUCGAGGUUUAAGAGAGAUUGGGAAUUCAGCGUUCCAUGCAGUUGACUUGUCCAGUGCAUCCAAUUUUGCUGAAGCAAACGCGAAGAGUCACAGGGUACCGACUGACGGAUGGAUCAGAGAGAUUUACUGGGAUCGCUCAAUUUUGCCACUUCAUUGAAAAGGCAAUGGAUGGCAAGAGAAUUUUCAGAGUUUAAUAAGAAGCAAUUAUCUUGUGGGUCUACAGCCAGAGAACGAAUUGACGUGGGGACGGAGACAAUGAUUUGCUUUGUGUCUUUGUUGCACGAUCGCAAAGCUGCCAUGCUAUGUGAGGGGUGGUCACUGAGGGCGUGGAACAUCCAAUCAGAGAUUGAGAUCUAAGUUGAAGAAUUCUCUUCAUAAGCAGGUCCAAUGCGGUCCUUCAGGGUCACUAAAGAUUCUCGUCCAGCUUUGCGGGCUCUCAAAGUCGGUCCCUUGUCCAUAACAUGGACUCCUUACAUUUUCGAAGAUCUGAAAUUACUGGGAUGUCGCCGCUCAACCCCAAGGACCUGCUCUCGACAACCUCUUCAAAUCCCAAACAGCAAACGAUGGGUUUUCACUGCAGGAGCACCUCCUACUUUGACGAAAUCAAUGAAACUCUGCCAAUUCACCGGGGCAGUUCAAUACAGCUCCGGGAGCAGCGGGCGCAGCGGAGGAGGGAGGAGAAAGGAUCCCUCACUUCUGUAUGGAGCAGGAUGGGAGGGUGGUGGUGAAGAUGUAGCUGUUGCAGUGUGGUGGGAUUUUGAGAACUGUAACGUUCCACAGGGUAUCGAGGUUUACAAAGUAGGAGUUAACAUCGUGAGUGGGCUUAGAUUGAGUGGGUUCAAGGGUCCGGUGUCGAUAUCAGCUUAUGGAGAUACAGUGCAGCUUUCGCGAACAACACAGGAGGCGCUUGCUGCGACAGGAAUUCGUUUGCACCACAUUCCAUCAGGUGGAAAGGAUUCUAGUGACAGGGCGCUUCUUGUUGAUCUAAUUCUGUGGACUCUCGAGCAUCCUCCACCCGCACAUUUGUUUUUGAUAUCCGGAGAUCGAGAUUUUUCCAAUGCUCUCCAUAGACUGCGUAUGAGGAAUUACAACAUUUUGCUAGCCUGCCCUGCCGGAACGACAGUUUCUCCAGCUCUACUUGGAGCAGCGACACAUGUAUGGCAGUGGAACAGUCUAGUAAGAGGUGAAGGCUUGCUGCUAGCGACCUCUCCAGAUUUCAGACCACCUGAUGGAUCGCCUGGAGGGGUUUCUUACUCAAGGCACGGGGGUCCAAGACCCUACACUCCUAGCUAUUACCCUGUGUCAAGGAGUUCUGAUGGAAAUGCUCAUUCUGCUGAGGGAGGAGCUAUGCCGACUCCUCCAAGUGCUCCUCCAUCUAGUUCUCCUUCUUCCGUGCAGUCAAAAGCUUUGGAAGCCAAUGGAAGCUCGGUGCCUGUCAUAAAAAAGCCCACUGCAUCACCCGUUUCUCCUGUACAGUCCACUCAGAAACAAGUAGUGAAGGACACUACUUCAGCAUCAGUUGGCACAGAGGGAGGAGCGCUCUCCAGUUCCAAUGUGAAGCCAGUUCUGCGACGACCGCCCCAAAAGUUGUUGCAAAAGUUUAAGUGCCUUCUUUCUUCACAUCCCAAUGGCAUGAUGCUUGCGGAUCUUCAAAACUAUAUUAGGGAAGGAAAGCUCAAUCUUGAAAAGGAUUUUUACGGUCAUGGAAAGGUAGUGCCGUUCCUGUCCUCAAUACCAGAGAUUGUUCAACUGGAUCGUGUUCUGAUGAAGGACAACAAGUCUUGGUCAUACAUCCUACUGACACCGAGUCAGGAUAGUAUUCAAGGCAGCUCAGAAGGAUUUAAGAGUGCUGAAGAAGUAGGUGGUCAAACACGGCAAUCUUAUGAGCAGACUCCAGCUGCUCCCGUGAUAGCGUCCCGAGCCUCGUCCCAUCCGGAGGUUGAAGCUUUAGAAUCAGCAUCACACAUGGAGCAAGAAAAGCUGGAAUCAACAGGAUCAUGUCAGCUUCUCCAGUCAGGUACAAGGGAUUGUGGGAAAGAUGAAAAGCUAGUGCACGUUCAAGCAGAUGGAUCGAUUUCUGACCGGUCUUCUGGAUCCGAAACAGGAGAUGUCGCGUCCAAAUCAGAUAGGACUGUAAACGUUUUUGAAGCCAGUCCGCCCACCUUCCUGAGAUCUUUGGUGGACGCUCUUAAAUCUGUGCAGACGAAGAGAAGUGUAGCGGAAGAUCCCAUUUCUAAACAGCAGGUAGAUGCUGACCUUACUAAGAGGUACAGCGCACUUGAGCAAGUAAACAGUUUCGAAUCAAGGUUCACGUCCAUCCAAGAUGCCAACGAGGGGACUCAGUUUAAUCUUCCCCAUAUAUCUAAAGAAGUGAUCAGAGGAGAGUUUGAGGCUGAUGCUUCAGUUCAAUUAAAAGAGACAGCAGAGGCAAGCAUCAAGGAAGGGACUCGAGUAGAUGCUAGCAAUCUGCUUUCAGUUGACAAUCAACUUUUGUCCGGUGGUCCGCGCGAAAGUUCCAAAGGUUUGAGGAGUGAUAGUGUUGGUACAGAGAACAUUAACCGUCUGGAGUCGGACUUCUUAGAAUCUGCUGGUCCCAGGAGUUCUUUCACUUCAGAGCCACCUGCGAUGGAGAAGUAUAGGAGGACAACAUGGAAGAGGUGGCUGUUUGGUCCUACCUCUGAAGAAGCAUCAUCGACAUCAGGAGCUGAAAUCAGGGAAUUCCCUGAUAACGCAGUAUCCCGGUCAGAUGCAGUCAGUUCGAGUUUGGGACGUGAGGAGGUCAAGGCUGACAGCGAAGUAUCACAUGAUCCUGUCACAAUCCCAGGGGAGUUGACAUCCCCUCAAACAACAGUUAUUGGCAAAACAGAUGGUAGAAACGAGGACUUUUUGUGGGGUCAUUCUUUUGUUAUUCAAACUUCAAAGAGUGAUGCCAGUGGGACGAUGAAGGCGUGCGAAGAACUGAAGGAGUACAUGAGUAGUGCCGAGGGCACCCUUAUUCUCUCAAAUGCGUCAAAUCUGAUGGAGGCCGUAAACUAUAUCAGAAUGAAAGGACCUUUGCAGUUUCGAUAUCUAGAUUCGAAGCAAAUAUCAGAUAUUGUCAGGCCCUUGGCCGAGGCGAAUGGAGGAAUCCAGUGGGAACAUCUGAAUGAUGCUUUCAGCACUGACGGUUCCGCCUCAGUUUCAGAGUCGAAUGAUCAGUUGAAAGCUCAGGUCUCGGUUGCCCAAUCUAACGAACUUCAUCAUCCUUUUGCGGAAAAUCUACGGGAGCAUGCAGCAGGAAGCCUGGUUGAAAGUAAGAACCAUGUUGAUCUUGAUUUCCAACUCGAAGGGAAGUUACUGAGAAACGAAAGCAGAAGUGAUGAUAGAUCUAGAUCAGUCCUGCAGAACAAAGAAGUUGAUCAGAAUGCGAGAGACGAAUCUAGCCUAGAACAAGGAAUAUAUGUUAGUGUACAGGAGGCUUCUCAGAAUCACACUGGACCCAACACUGUGGUGUCUCUUACACCUUUAAAUGGAGCCAGUAGUAAGGUAACCGAUGGAAAGAUACCCCCUCCUAGCCUCGACACGGUCCAUGUAUCAGCUGUACGUUCUCAAGAUUCUCCAGAUUUCAGGGAGCCAUUGUCAGCAGCAUCUCCCAACCUUUCCACUUCUUCCACCACUUUUAUCAACGAGACUCAAGCUGUCCAUCCCACCUUUGAAGAGUUCGAAGAGUGGUUUUUGAGAGUCGUAAACAACGCAUACAGACGUGUUGGGCGCAACCAAAGAGCCGGAUAUGAUUUGUCCUUAGUAAAGCCCGACUUUGAGAGAGAGUUCGGUGUGAGACUAGAUCCCAAAGGAUAUGGGUUUUCCAGAGUGCAGGAUUUAGUAGCUUCGAUAGGUUCGGUCAGACUCUCAAGGCCAAGAAUCGACCAGUGUGUGAUACAUCUGCUCAAGUUUGACGCAGAGGCCUCAGAACGAGCCAACCAUUACCACGAGGAACAAGUAGAGGAAACCAACACCAGCGCUCUCACCAAGUCGCAGAUCUGGCCGAAAAUGUUUCAUGAUUGUAGAACAUUGGUUCGUGAACUGUUGUUGGAAAAUCCUGAAGGCGUCGCUGGCGUCAGGCUUAAACCUCUUUUUGCUAGUAAAUUUAACUAUCCCCUUGAUCACAGACGUGUGGGAUACCAAAGGUUGUCGGAUCUGUUACGCCUCAUGCCGGACCUGGUUUCAGUCAAUGGAAACUUUCUUGUGCCUAGCGAAGAGCUUCUUCGCACUCUGAGAGAAAAGGAGAAAGAUGGAGACAGGGUUCCCCAAAUUGUGAUAAUAGAUGCUGGUAUAGAUAGCUCCAUGGAUGACGAGUUUUCUUCUGACAAUCCGAAUCAAGCAGGGGAGAAUUGGAGUGAGAUUGACAAGGAAGCUAAUGGGUCGUCAUUAUCUGAAGACACCGACGGACAACUUCCGGAGGAUGGACAAGAAUCAACAGAAGAGCAAGCCUUUGGUCCGAGAGUAGUCGAGAAGCUGUCAACCAACGGAGAAAUUCUACAUGAUCUUUGCUCAACCUCUGAGGAUGAGAGUGAUCUGACUAUUGAAGCUUCAGACGACGUAGAUUCUCAAGCUGAGCAGUUCCAGGCAUUCGUUGAAAAAUUUCAGAUGAAGGAGUUGAGAAGGACGACAAUGUCACAUGUCAGUGGAGAGAAGGAAGCAAGAGGUUCCACAAGGAGUUCUUCUCCCUCCAGAGAAUACGACUUUUCGCAAGAAAUUGAUAAGCUUCUUCUGGAGGAUGACCACAUAGAGCAAUGGAUUGCUGAAAAUAGGCCAGAGGAAACACAGGAGUAUGUCGAGAGUUUUAGAUCUCAAGCAGAAGAUACGAGAGAGGCUGAUCCUCCAGCUGUCGAUGGCCACCUUCAUGAAGACUGGAGUACAGAACUAAUGAAGGACGACAUCGAUGACUCAGCUCAGCAGCGCAAUGAUGACUUGUACGCAGAUGGCGCAGGUGUGUAUCGAGACGAAGAAGGAAGUGAAGUUGUACACGGCCGACGUAAGGAGCAAAUGGAAGGAACGUCAAGGGCGAGCGAGGAGCAUGAAACAUUUGUAGAGGAAAGUGCAAAGUUAGGUUCUGAAACCACAUUACGGGAUGGACUUGCUCCAGUCACGAGUAAUGCAAUUGGGCAGAGGCAGCAGGAUGUCCAUGCCGAGUCCCCGGAGCUUACGAAGACACUGCGGAGGAAUGGAGAGCCCUCUGAACCUGUCAAUAACUGGCUUUAUUCCGAGCCACCACAAGUGGGCUCGUCUUUGGUGACUGAACCUCAGGACUCUAUGGCGACUACCGCAAAGGAGCCCUCAGAGGUAAUAAGGGAGUCAGACACAGCGUCAAGGGAGACGGAGGUUUACUGCUACACACCAUUAUGUGAGGGAGCUGGCUCAUCCUCAGACAACUCUCUCAAACCGGCAACUUCAAACAUAAUGGAGGACAAGAGUGAAACUAGUGCAGAGGAAAUCAGCAGUAAAGACAAAACUAGCAAAAUCUCUGAGGAUGUCCAAGAAGGAUACAGUAUUGGAGUAUCUUCGGCUUCAGAAGCGGCAACUAGCAAGUCCAUCUGGCGACGUCUUUUCAGAUGAGGAUCUGCCUGAAGUCGAUCAAUGUCGGUGUUUUGUUGCAUUAUGCUGAAGUAGAAUUAUGGACUUAGAAUCUCAGUUUUGACACAUGAAGUGCUUUGCACCAACAGCAAGGGUUCAGGGAUAUUGAGUCUUGUGCCCACAUUUUUGUCCUCGUUCUCUAGCUUCACUUAUUGAGUUGCCAUUGCCUAAUUAAAAUGACCUCCAAGGUGAUAGGCUAAACGACAUUUGUCAUAUUGAUCUUGACUGCCGAUGUUCCUGAUUCGGGGUUGUCUUAUUAUAAAUGAGGAUAAACUUCGUCGCAGUAACUCCCAAAGUCAUGGAAAUACAAGCAUUCUGUUCACUACUAUCUUCAACGCAUGAGU